This is a messenger RNA of Porites lobata, 6220 nucleotides long. Lineage: Eukaryota; Metazoa; Cnidaria; Anthozoa; Scleractinia; Poritidae. The record is from the annotation of a GenBank genome assembly.
GAAAAUUUUUCCUUGUAUCUGACGAGUAUUUUCGCUUGUGUUAUAUUGUAAAAGUUACAAAUUCCUUGUUUUAAUGGGUCGCAGGAGUAGGCAUAAGAAGAUCAAAGCAUGUGAUCCAUUUUAUAAAGGACCAAAGAAAGAUGGCAUCUCAAGCAGGUAAGUCUGCUGUACAUGUGCGAACACUGUCACGUGUUUUGUAAAUACAGUCUGUAAGCGUGUAUAAACAAAUGUUAUGAAACCUUAAUUGGUAGUGCAUGAUCAGCGCUAACCACUGCGAAGAUUUCCUUGUCGAGGAGAAUUUGCUCGUUUAAAUCUGUUUUAGUUCUUGUGUGUUUGCGCUGCUUCCCAAAUCAAUAUAAAGCUUAACAGUGAACUAUAAAUUAGACCCUGUUUACAUGGAGUGGGGGACCCCGGUCUAGUGGGGUAAGUUUCUUUUGUUUUGUGUCCCCCAGAGCGUGAAAAGAAAAGAAACUUACCCCACUAGACCGGGGUCCCCCACUCCAUGUAAACAGGCCCUUUAUAGUCAUGUGGACGUUAAUUAACUAGUUUCACAGGCCUUUAAAAUUCGUACUUGGCUACAAGGCUUGGGGUAAUAAAACAAAAGAAAUCAUCUUGAGGCUCAGUAAUGAAUAAUACAUUUCUUUUGUUGUAUUCCCCCGAGCUGCAGAGCUGAGGAUGAAUUUUAAUAUAUUGAAAUUGGUCUAUUCACAUUGGCCAUAAUACAACUUGUUCUUCACUCCAAAUAAUAAUGAUAAUAAAUAAUAAUAAUAUAAUAAUGUCUUAAUUCGUCAAAAGAUAAAUUCAAAUACAUAUCUUUUGUUACAAGUGUGUUUAAAUUAAGAAAUUUUACAUCUAGUAAAAAGUGUAAGAAGGUAAAUAGUAAGAAUCAAAAUCUAGAAUAUUACAAAGCUAAUUCAUAUUUAAAAAAUAAACAGUUGAUAAAAGAGUUUUUAAAAUGCAUAGUAUUAAUCUUAGACUUAUGCUGUGUAACGUUAUGUGGAACGGCAAGAUCAACAAAAUGGUUACUAAGCCAUCUAAGCAUCUUUAUAUUCUUAGGGUUCUGAAGCUAAAAAGCAGGCUGGUAUCCCCUGUAGCGACCUCCUCAAUGUCUAAUUUGCUUUGAUACGCUCAGUUCUGGAAUACUGUUGUGUCACCUGGUCAAGCAGCCUACCUGUCUAUCUUAGCAACAAGAUCAAGCGAGUCCAGAAAAGGGCAUUGCGUAUUCUAUUCCCCAUUAUCCACUAUAAUGAUUCUCUCUCAUUAUGCAAAUCACCUGUCUUGAUGCUUGACGUGAUGAUCUGUGCUUUAGGGUGUGGCACAGCAUCCGUGAUCACCCAAAUUAAAUCACUUCUGCACUACUGGUUAAUUAUUAGCUAAGAACAUUCUUGAGAUCAUUAGACACCAUAUUAACAUAAAUGAAAAGACUUUCUCAUUUUAUCGCAGAAAAAAAUAUCUUUCACAUAAUAAGAAUAGUGCAAGAACAUUUUUGACACAAUUAUUCUUUCCAGAGGGUACUAUACCCAACCAAGUUGAAAAAUUAUGGAAAUUUUAGAGGGUGGGGGCUAUGACAAGCACCCUCUGGAAUGGAAAUUCGAGAGGGGGUGGGGGGUCUAAAGCAAAAAUGCCCUCCGUGGGCUGGUAUGGAUAUUUUUCGGAACUACACAUUAAAUGCAAGGCCAUUGACAUGGUCUCUCAUGACACUAUGCUCAUGCCUGACUUAACAAUAAAAGUAGAACAAGACACAAAAUGUAAAAAGCAAGUAAGUGAGGUUAGAAGCUCAUCCUGUACUCUGCUUUCAAGGAAUUCCUUGGUGAAGCUUUCCUCAAAACCCCAAAACCAAAUAUACAAACCAGCUUCGAAUAACAGAAGAAUCUGAAUAGCAGCUAUAUUUCAUUUUGUGGUGACAGUGGAAAAAACAAAUAGGAAACUGGACAAUUAUUAUACUUUUAAGAAACAGUUGAAGACUUUAAUAUUAUUUUAAACUUGCAUACAGUUUUUAACUAAACAUGGGUGUAUAUAAAUUUUGCUCUCUCGUUAUAGCAAAACCUUGUUAUAGCUGGGAACAUGUUUUUCCAGUCCCUUGGCCCUUCACUAUAAUGUGGUUCUACUGUAUUUUUUUUACCCAAAAAAUAACUGGGUAAUGAAUUGACCUAUUCUUGGAGGAAAUUGGUUCAGUUCAUUCUAAAAUAAAAUUUUGGUUGCAGUAACAAAACACCAUUGAAGAAUGAGAGACUCACUGAUCAGAAAAUGCCCAGAGCUGCAAAAGAUUUGAUUAGAAGACAGAUGGCAUUAAAGAAGCCAACAACCACAAUGAGAAAAAAGGAUGCAAAGACAAAGAAAUGUGGUAAUUAUCAAAUGGUUGUAAUAUAGCCAGAAAAGGUAAAGAUGAAAUGAUGAAUAUCUUCAUCUUUCCCUGGUAAAUUAUGAACCAAUUCAAGGACCAACUCCCAGUUGGCUUGCUAGCUGCACUGGUAUAUCGCAGAGGUCAGGGUUCGAAUUCUGGCAAGCCUGAAUUUUUUUUCAGGCUUUUUUUUCUCAACUGCAUAAGUUGUGCAUUUAACUGUGAUGAUCUUCUCUGUAUUUAUCACAUUUUCUUAUUGGUACAUGCUUAUGAUAUAAUUUCUGAAGUGUACAUUUUAGACACAGCUACUGUGUAGAACCUUUCACCUUUAACUUCUCCAUAAUUAUUACUGUGGAAAAUGUUUGCCAAAACACGAAGGGUGCUUUCAGUGAGGACUGCCUUAUUUUUCCUGAUUUGAUAAUGACAGAGAAGAAAUUUGAUAAUCUCACAUCCUGGAAUUAUGCUGUCUCCAACAACUGAGUAUUUUCAUUAACUUUAUAUUAAUGAUUUAUUGUGCUGUUCAACUUUUCAUGACCUUGUUUUAUGGCUGUUACUUUGUAGUAACACCAAAGUUUCAGAGGAUCGCUGGGGAGAGCAAGAAACAAUACUUUGACAGGAUAGAUCAUGAAGCUGCUAAUGAGGUUGCUCUUUCUUUAAAGGCAUCAAGAAAACUGAGGGAGGCAAGAAAAAGGUAAGAUCAUAUACAAACUAGAAAAUCGUAUCUUGUGUCCCUCAGUUGAUCUGUACCCAGCAUAUUGCAGUGUGAAUAACUCUGCCCUAGCUGAAAGAAUUCAAGGACAUGCAUGAUGGCUCUCCUUUCAGAUACAGUGGAAGCUCUCAUAAGCGGAUACCCUUGGGACGCGAAAAGGCUGUCCAUUACUGGAGCUGGCACUUACGAGAGUGGUUCUCAUAAGUAGCCACUACAGAUGUAAGUGUUAAAUGGCCUCGUGCUUGUGGGAGCUUGCCCAACCACAAAUAAACAUUGGAAAUGCAAAAAAAAACAACUGUUUGUUAGUGUCUGGCUAAUAUAUUUGUUGUUCUGACAAUGUUGUAAUUCAGUCACAAGCAUAAAAUUCAAGACGUGUUUUGAAGUGUACUCGGACGUGUAUGGAGAAAAAAACACUGAAACUUAUUCAGAGGCGAAUGAGAUUUCAUUUCAGGUGUUUGCUUAUUAUGGGAGCUGAAAAACUAAGCUGCAAUUUAAUUCGUUAACCCAGAAAGUGUCCGCAGCCACCUAUGGGAAUUGUCCCCUUGCGGGAAUGUAAAAAUACAGAGUUUGUAUGAGAGUUAGAACAGUUUUGCAAAGGCCGCUGUAAGUAGAGCUAGGCGCUGUCCAGUUCGAGAGUGGCUGUUAAGAGAGCUUUAACUGCACUGUUAUAAAUCUUGUUCAGUUGUGGGAAGCAUACAUGCAUGAGUGACUUCAUCGUUGUCUAAAUGUCAUUCCCUUCCUAAAUGAACACUUCUUACGAUAUGAACGAUGAAAAGAGUCAAAGGAGGAUAUACUCACCUUGUCACAUGAGAUCCAUGCAACAACAAAAGAUUUGAUUCCCUGACGGAAUUCCCUGACAUACCACAGUGGUCAGUCAUUAGCCUGACAGAACAGCUAACAUUUUGCAACAACACCGUUGGUUUCCCUGUGAAAUAAUGUCGGCAGUUUGCUCAGGCUUGUGAUCUUUCUUUAUCAUUUCUUAACAUUAUUUUUUGUAAACCCAACAUGUCAAUGUUGAAAUAAAGCUACCAUGAAAGAGUCAUGAGUUUCAUGUGGCACUGAUCACUAUGCUGUGCAAGGUGGCCAUGGAUGUUGCUUCUGUUCAAGUGAGAGCUAAAAACCCAGGGGUGAGGGGUGGUGCUUAAGGAAAAUUUGGUUAGGGGUAUGCCCCCAAGGCUUUAUAACCAUGUGACCCUGUGUAAGACAAAACCCGUCUGUUUUGCUUCCCUGUUUAAGACAGGAGACCUCUUAUGACCAGGCUGACCAGGGUGAUUCAUUUCAUUUGCAUACAGAAUUAAGUGUUAUUGUUUGUGUUUUUUUUUCUUAACAGCAUUGAAUAAUAAUAUUAUUACAUCUUUUUAAAAAAUGUAGCACCAUAGAAAUGAAGACAACCCACCGCUAACACCCUGCGCAAGCAUUGCAUGACCGUGCAGUUUCAUUCAAGACUUUCAUUUGAGAUAGACACCUGGCUGUUAAAGGCACUAAAUAGGGACUGUAAAUUGCAUACCCUCAAGACUCAAGAACCUCAAAACCAUACCCUGCUCAGUGGCACAUACACAUUCAAGCCAAAUAAGGGAGUGCCUCCCGAGCUGAGGCUACGCAAGGCAAUAUUUAUGAAUUCAUCAAAAUAUACAUAGAGCCAGACAGUGUCAGUUGCUUACGGGUUUAAUGUUGUGCUCACUAACAUGUCAGUAUACAGUACGUAAUCAUGUAUUAUUUCUCUGCCUCAUGUUGGUCUUAGGCACUUGAUCGAGAGGAAGCAGAAAAUGAAGGAAAAGAAAAAGUUGUACAAGGAAAAUGCUGACUUAAACCUCAUGAAAGGUAAUGCUCCUUCUAAUCUAUUGACAAACACAAAGUGCAGUGAUCAGUGAAACUUUUUUAUACCACUUUUUGAUGGACCAAAAGAAUUUGGAAAUGUUUAUUUAUGAAUGUGGGCAAAUAAAUGGCAGGUUUAGCUUUAACUUUCUUUUUCAGAUAAUGUACGGUUUGGAGAAGUAGCCAUGGAGCCACCGUCCCUCACAGCAAAGCCGAGAAAAGCGUCCAAGAUGAGCAAGGUAUUUCACAAUUUUCAACAGCCACAACUACUUCACACUUCGUUUGUGUAAUUGAGGAAGAAUGUCUUGAUUUCAGUUGUCAUAUGGUUCUAGAUUUUGUGAAUUCAAAUCGACUCCAUUGGCUUGACAAAACUGCCUCUACUGAUUUUAUCCAUACAUUUACUUUUAUCCACACAAGCUUACAUGGAGCUGAUUUAACAGGCUUAAGCCUCGGUAGGAUAAUCAUCAGUAGCACAGGAAAUAUAUGGGCGGAUUUAGGGGUUUGUCUGAGGGGACCGUGGCCACCCCUUUUUCCAUAAAGUUUUAAAUUAUUUUAAAAGAAUUCUCAGGAAAAUAAAUAGUAACUAUAUAGCUGGCAAGACUGUCCUGGCCAAUCCUUUCUGAAUUUUCUGGAUCCAACCCCUGAAAUGGUCACACCUUAGGAUUGCAUCUUGAGAGAGAAAGAGAAAUAGACUCAAAAGUUAGAACGGUCAACCACCAUGUACAGCGUAUUAAGGGGUGCAGUCUUGGUUUUUUGUUUUUGUUUGUUUGUUUUUUUUUUUGUGGGGGGGGGGGGGAGGGAGGAAAGAUGCUGAAUUGGGAAGGAAAUUGAAUUGGGGUAGAAAAGGUAUAAACAUAAACCAGUUAUUCUUCUAAUGGGCUCGAGGAACCUUGUUGUGGUGGUGGACUAUCUGGUAUUUGUCUACUAAUUAUUCACGUGAUAUUUUAAUUGUUUACAACCCCCAAAUCCAAUAUUUUCCACAAUUUUGAACAUCCCCCCUAAUUUUUAUACAUUAAAAACAUUCCAAUAGCAUCCAAAAAUUCUCAAAAAAAAGAUAUUAUUUAAGGACUCCAACCUUAGUUACCGGUUGGUUACCGCUCUUUUGUCGUAUUAUUCUUUUUCAGGGAACAAAGCCGCUGCUUCUUCAUUCUCUUAUCUCUCAAGACACAGACAGAAAGACAGAAAAAGAUAAGCAAACUGACACUACUGAAGACUCCGGCCCACCGAAGACUAAAAAACGAAAGCACAUGUCAACUGUUGAGCGUGAAAUAGCUGACAAAGAAAGAGAACGUGCUAUAAUGGCGUACAGAUUGAUGCGAAAACAACGUUUGCAAGGAAAGAAAGAAUCCGUAUGA